This is a messenger RNA of Neurospora crassa OR74A, 814 nucleotides long. RefSeq lists its product as hypothetical. The transcript is spliced from 2 exons. The coding region runs from base 1 to 387 and encodes 128 amino acids. Lineage: Eukaryota; Fungi; Ascomycota; Sordariomycetes; Sordariales; Sordariaceae. The record is from RefSeq and is a predicted model, not a curated record.
AUGGUUUGUCUCACCUUGGCAGCCCUGGGCAUCCUAGCCGCUAUCGAAUCCCAAACUUAUGGUGAGGUUGAUCCGUUCCUCACCUCCAGCUCGCCCGUGUACCGCGCGAACUACAAGCAGCGCGACAUCAGCACCUCAUUCCUCACCACUCCCCUCAAGAUCGACUACACUGACACUUUUGUCGAUCAACAAGACUGCAAGACGUACUCGCAACUGAUUGUCACCGAUAUCAAGAAUCAGUACAUCAUCGGCACUCAGAUUACCUACGACAACACUGGUAGCGCAGGGCUCAAAGCCAAGGUCAUAGACGUGGUUAUCUCACGUUCUUCGACCGAGCCGCAGUUCAAUGUCACCAAGACGCUCGCAUAUGUUGGUGCAGAGGAUUAGUCCGUGAUUGCUAGGGCCAACCAAGAUAGCCGGGACGUGCUCAAGACCGUGGCCAACUCGUACCUCGAUCUAUGGAGCAGCAACGGUAGUUUUGAACUCCCCUGGGGUACCCCGUGCGCCCGGUUGGAGGAAAGUGUGUACUACACCGAGGAGUGCCAACCUGUGAGCUUGAAUGGAAAGACAGAUACAGAUAAGAGUUAUGUGAUUGAUGAGGGUUUAGGGGCUGUGAGUGUCUUUAGCAAGGGUGGAACUGAUGGGGCAUUGUUGGAUAUCCACGAGUUCAGGCUUAUGCAAGGAAAGCUGCUUUAUGUCCACCAUUUCACCGCAAGCGAUGCAGCGUCGGUGGUGUAACAAGAGCGAGAAGGAAGAGAAUCAUUGCGUUCGAGGAGUAGGCGAGACAACAGCAGAAUGCAAGGUAGAAAGCAGU